AUGUUUUGUUGUCUAAAUAUCUUGCCAACCCCUCUGCAGAUCUGCAUGGGAAUGUGCCUUCACCAGGAUGUUACAGAGGAGGGCAAAAAGGCUAAACUCCAGAGCUCUAAAAUAGAACAAGACCUUUGUGAACAUGCAAGGACAGAGAUGAAUGUGGUGAAAAUCCUUAUGCUUGGAGCUGCAGAGAGUGGAAAGAGUACUCUGAUCAAACAGAUAAAGAUAAUGCACAGUCACGGCUUCUCCAAGCAAGAGUUGAUCAGUUUUAAGCAUGCUGUAUUAGACAACCUCCUGACCUCUAUGAAGUUUGUUCUUCGGGGAAUGGGGAUGCUGAGGAUAAACCUUGCUAACAAGAGGAACAAGAUGCACGCCCGCUCUAUCUUGUCCUGCAGUCAGUGUUUGGGGGACGAUCAGGAGCUGCUUCCUUUCGUGGCUCACGCUUUCUAUGCGCUUUGGGCCGACCAAGGGGUGCGAGCAGCCGCAGCCAAAGGUUACGAGUUUGAGCUGAACGACUCUGCACUCUAUUUCUUUGAGAACAUGAGUCGAAUCCUCGCUCCCAACUACGUCCCCACUGAGACAGAUGUUCUGAGAGUCAGAGUGAGGACCUGUGGAAUCAUUGAGACGCAGUUUCAAGUUAAUGAAACAAUCUUUCGGUUAUAUGAUGUCGGGGGCCAGCGGAGUGAGAGGAGGAAGUGGCUCAAUUGCUUUGACUGUAUGCAGGUCGUGUUGUUUGUCGUGGCCCUCAGCAGCUAUGAUAUGACACUGAUGGAGGACCCCUUAGUGAAUCGUCUGCAGGAAAGUCUUGAACUUUUUACAUCAGUCUGCACCAACACGGUCUUUAACAGUACCUCACUGAUUCUGUUCAUGAACAAAACUGACCUUUUUCGAGAGAAGAUCCUUCAUUCUGGACGACACCUGAGAUUUUACCUUCCUAGUUAUACAGGAGCAGAUGGUGAUGUGAAUGCUGCAGCCCACCACAUCACUACCAUGUUUUCAUCAUGUAACAGUAGUCCUGACAAGACCAUAUACCACCAUUUCACCACGGCUACAGACACCACCAACAUACAGGUGGUCUUCCACAUGGUCAUAGAUCAGAUUAUCAAGGAGAACCUAGCUGCUGUUCAGCUGCUGUAAAGGUUUUCUGAACACUGUGUUUUUAGUCAUUUCGCAGCACUGGACUUUAAAUUUCAUCACAGCUGAUCUGUGAGUAAAUGUUUUACCUUUUUAAGUUAUUUAAGUGGCUAAUAAGGUUAAGAUUAUUUUCUUUAAGCUGCACAG
Seriola dumerili (greater amberjack) is the source of this 1275-nucleotide messenger RNA. Its product is annotated as guanine nucleotide-binding protein G(o) subunit alpha-like. The record is from RefSeq and is a predicted model, not a curated record. The transcript has 10 exons. Gene Ontology annotation, molecular function: G-protein beta/gamma-subunit complex binding; G protein-coupled receptor binding; guanyl nucleotide binding. Gene Ontology annotation, cellular component: heterotrimeric G-protein complex. The coding region runs from base 1 to 1131 and encodes 376 amino acids. Lineage: Eukaryota; Metazoa; Chordata; Actinopteri; Carangiformes; Carangidae. Gene Ontology annotation, biological process: adenylate cyclase-modulating G protein-coupled receptor signaling pathway.